This is a messenger RNA of Triplophysa dalaica, 1600 nucleotides long. It is a transcript of the gene hgh1, whose product is annotated as HGH1 homolog (S. cerevisiae). Bases 140 to 1279 code for a protein of 379 amino acids. The record is from RefSeq and is a predicted model, not a curated record. NCBI's taxonomy places the organism in Eukaryota, Metazoa, Chordata, Actinopteri, Cypriniformes, Nemacheilidae. The transcript is spliced from 7 exons.
CGGGGAUGACACUCGCAGGUGUAAUUUGAUUGGAUCCUAAAAACGUCAAUUUACACGACAGGAACAACUUUUAACGCACAUGUAUCGUGAAUUUGAUCGAGGACAAACGUAGGAAUUCACAUUGUAAACAAACUGACGCAUGAUGCUCAGUGACAGCGAAGCCGAAGAACUUCUGUCUUUUCUCACGCUGGAGACGAGACCUGAUGUCAAAGGUCAUGCUACAGAAUACAUUGUGGGUCUCACGGGAAACCCGGAUGGAUGCCGGUACCUGCGGUCCAAACCAGACUUUCUCAAAGCCCUGGUGACUCUAACCAGUGACGCUUCCAUCGCUAUCACCAAAGACUGUUAUCACGCCCUGAUAAACCUCUCAGCGGAUGAGACCCUUCAUCAGCCUUUGGUCAAGGAGACAGACAUUUUGCCCACCCUGUUGCAGAACUUACUAGACCCAGAGUAUGUGUUUGCAGAUCGUAUCUGCACGAUUCUCAGCAAUCUCACCCGACAUGAGAGAACGUGCCGAGUCGUGUUCAGGGUUCUCCAAGAGCAGAAUAUAGGACUGGCGAAAGUGGUUGAGAUCUUCUGUGCAGAAGGUUUUAAUAAGAAAGCAUCGCUGCAUUAUCUGGGGCCUCUGCUGUCCAACCUCGCACAGCUGCCUGAGGCCAGAGACUUUAUUCUGGACAAAGAGAGGUGUGUGAUUCAGAGACUCCUGCCAUACACACAGUAUGAGAAAUCCACCACCAGACGAGGAGGAGUGGUGGGAACUCUCAGAAACUGCUGUUUUGACCAUGCUCAUCAUGAGUGGUUGCUAGGUGAUACAGUGGAUAUUUUACCACAUCUUUUAUUACCGUUAGCCGGACCUGAAGAACUGUCAGAAGAAGAGAAUGAAGGUUUGCCAGUGGAUUUGCAGUAUCUGCCAGAGGACAAAAAGAGAGAGGCUGAUCCUGACAUCCGCAAGAUGCUCUUAGAGACCCUGAUGCUGCUUACAGCUACUAAAGUGGGCCGAGAGAUUUUGAAGAGCAAGAAUGUUUAUCCCAUCACGAGGGAGUUUCAUAAAUGGGAGAAGGAUCCGCAUGUGAUCUCGGCCUGUGAGAAACUAGUCCAGGUUUUAAUUGGCGACGAGCCGGAGGAAGGAAUGGAGAAUCUGAUGGAGGUGGAGAUUCCUCAAGACGUGGAAGAAAAACUGAAGGAGUUUGAUGCCAAGGAGCAGCAGCAAAUAGAAAAUGAAGCUCAGGAAUCUGAGGAGAAGAAUCAGAAUGAAUCUCCAAAGGGCCUGGAGAGAUGAACACUAUAACGCUUCAAGAGACAUCUAAUAACACCACAAAAAUCAGUGAUUGAGAGCUGGACGAAAAUUGUGGAUGUGGAUCCACAGGACACAGAUUUCUUCACGUGACGACACCGUUCAUUGACUGACAGCACAACGAAAAUGUGCACAAUCCCAGCAAACAGUAACAAAUUGGAUAAUUUCACACUUUUAAGAGUCUCUUUAAAAUCGGUCCUAUAUGAUAAAACAUUUACUAUAGUAAAACUAUAGAAUAUUUACUAUAGAAUGUGAUGUGUAAAUGGUACUUUAUCGGACACUAAUAAAGAAAUCUUAUUGGCUACA